This is a messenger RNA of Rhea pennata, 522 nucleotides long. Its product is annotated as late histone H2B.L4-like. Gene Ontology annotation, molecular function: protein heterodimerization activity; structural constituent of chromatin; DNA binding. NCBI's taxonomy places the organism in Eukaryota, Metazoa, Chordata, Aves, Rheiformes, Rheidae. The transcript is spliced from 4 exons. The record is from RefSeq and is a predicted model, not a curated record. Bases 1 to 522 code for a protein of 173 amino acids. Gene Ontology annotation, cellular component: nucleosome.
AUGGCUAAGGCGGCGGGGACGGGGGGGGCGGCGGCGGCGGCCCCUAUUUAUAGAGGCGAGACGCGCGCUGAUUGGUUCGCUGCCGAGUCCUGCCCGCCGCCGGCGCCCGGGCGCUCUCCACCGCUCGGCUUGUGUUUCUUCCUGCUGAAAAAAACUAAAAAAGUGUCCUACUCCAUCUACGUGUACAAGGUGCUGAAGCAGGUGCACCCGGACACGGGCAUCUCUUCCAAGGCCAUGGGCAUCAUGAACUCCUUCGUUAACGACAUCUUCGAGCGCAUCGCCGGCGAGGCGUCGCGCCUGGCGCACUACAACAAGCGCUCGACCAUCACGUCGCGGGAGAUCCAGACGGCCGUGCGGCUGCUGCUGCCCGGCGAGCUGGCCAAGCACGCCGUGUCCGAGGGCACCAAGGCUGUCACCAAGUACACCAGGUGCCAGGGUCUCUGGCUGAGCCACAGUGCGGACCGAGCAGACUGUACAGAAGUCAACGAGUGGCAAAGUGUCCUGCAAGCAGUUGGCCACUAA